AUGUCGACAGUUACUAUGACAGAGGGCGCUCAGCCCGAAGCAAAAGAUAUCGCAUCCCGCUUGUUAAAUGGCACACUUCACGCCCAGUGGCCUAACAUCGAGGAAUUUCAGACUAUUGACGGCCUAUUGAAGUCCCACGCCACUCAACCGGAUGACGCAAAGCGACCGCUGAUAUGCUAUCCAAUUCGUGGAGCUGCCGAUUUUGAAGAGCACACAGCCGGGGACAUCGACCGCUAUACCGAUGUCGCUGUUCGCUAUUACAUGGAGCAGGGGCUUGCGCCUGCGGACCCGAGUCUUGAAAAGGCCCCAGUGGUAGCUAUGCUGGCUGGAUCUAGUUUCGAGGUGAUUCUGACGCAAUUUGCAUUAAACCGCCUGGGCUAUGCUAUUCUCUUCUUGUCUACGAGACUCACAGCCCCUGCCUAUACGCGGCUAUUGGACAUGGCGGAUUGCAGCCAAAUGAUCAUCAAUAAGCAGUUCCAGCAAGUCACCAAUGAGAUUUGCAUCGAGCGUCCUGAUUGCAAGAGUUUCCCUCUAUUACAGCGUGAAAACUGGUUCAACCGUCCUGCCAGCCUACCUCGCUUCAAGCGAGCGGGCGUGGAUUUGUCACGAGAGGGCAAGAAAAUUGCCUGGAUCCUGCAUUCGUCUGGAAGCACUGGAUUCCCCAAGCCCAUUUUCCUAAGCAACCUCCAAACCCUGGCAAAUUUCCGCAAGAGCUUCGGGCUCCGUCUUUUCAAUAUCAGCCCACUGUUCCACUCCCAUGCUUUAAUGGAAUUUGGACGGGCAUUCUAUACUCGCGCAACGGCUUACCUCGGAAAUCACUCUCUUCCGGUCACCUACCAGAACCUGUUUGAUGCACUGCAGGUAGCCAAGCCACAACAGAUCAGUGCCGUGCCAUAUGUUAUCAAGCUAUUGGCAGAACAGCCCGAAGGCAUUCAAGCUUUGGCUCGCCCACAGCUAGUGCUGUAUGGCGGAUCUAGCUGUCCAGAUGACCUCGGCGACCGACUUGUCGCCCAAGGCGUAAACCUGGUGGCGAAUUAUGGAGCGACAGAAACCGGGCAGAUCAUGACUUCUUUCCGCUCUCCAGGAGACACGGAGUGGCAGUACAUGCGGCUGCAUCGUCCAGUUGCCGAUUACACACUCAUGGACGAAAUUUCACCUGGAGUUUUUGAGUGUGUAGCGUUAGAUGGACUACCGAGCAAGGGGCCUUCGAACUCGAAGCCGCCCUUCAGUGCGAAAAACCCCGAAAACAGCUUCCGAACAGCCGAUCUAUUCACAAGACACCCUGACCCGGAGAAGAGCAACCGGUACAAAUACCUCAGUCGACUGGACGAUCGAAUUACACUGGUCAACGGAGAGAAAGUACUCCCCAUUCCCAUUGAAGGUCGCGUUAGAGAAGAGCCAAUUGUGAGCGAAUGUGUUGUGUUUGGCUUCCAACGAACUGUGCCUGGUGCGUUAAUUUUCCGCGCGCCUGGAAAAGCAACACACCUAGAUGAUGGCGAGUUUUUGGAGACUAUCUGGCCCGCGGUAGAGGCAGCAAAUACUCGUGCUGAGACGUUUUCUCGAAUUCCAAAGGACUUGAUUGUGAUCAAGGGCGCUGAUGUACCCUAUGCUAAGACCGAUAAGGGAACCUGCAUCCGGGCUCAAGUCUACCAGCAAUUCGAGGAGGAUAUCGCACAGGUGUAUGCCAAGUUCGAAGGAAAUGGGCAGAAGAGAGGCACUCUUGCUCUCGAUGUGCCAGAAUUGAAGAGCUGGCUACUGGCACGGUUCAGUGAAGACUUGGGCAUCUCACUGUCUAGCGCCGAGGCAGAUAUCUUCUCUGCUGGCGUUGACAGUUUACAGACAACACAGAUUUGGAGAUACAUCAUGCGCGACCUCGAUAUUGGCGAGGUUGGAGAGCUGUCCCAGAACAUCGUUUUCGAGAAAGGAACGGUCAGCGCACUUGCGAAACACCUCUAUCAAAUGCGUACUGGCCAAGAAUUCGAGAAAGAAGAUGAGCUGCACGUCAUGCGCGAGCUGAUCGAAAAGUACUCACACUUCACUCAACAUUUCCCGACUAUCGCUCAACAGCCAGAGGCAGAGGUUGUGAUGGUCACCGGUGCAACAGGCAACCUGGGAGCCUUUAUUGUCGCAGAAUUACUAAAACGACCAACCGUCUCCGAAGUAUGGGCAAUUGUACGGGCACCAGGACAAGCAGCAGCAGGAGCUCGUCUAUACAAGUCCCUCAGCGACCGGAAUAUCGUGCUCACAGAUUCCGAAGCGGCCAAGCUCCACGCAGUGCCUAGCGAUUUAUCCCAGCCUAACAUCGGUCUAUCUGACCACGUCCUCCACCAUCUACUAUCAUCCCUGACAUGCGUGAUCCACAGCGCCUGGGCCGUGAAUUUCAACCUCGGCGUACGCUCAUUUGAGCAGCAGCACAUCCGCGGAACAUGGAAUCUGAUCAAUCUCUGCCUACGCUCCCAUCUACCGAAGCCAGCCCGAUUCUUCUUCUGCUCGAGUGUCAGUGCCGGAAGCAACACCCCCAAGCCGGCAUCAAUACCCGAGGCCAUGAUUGAGAAUCUGGAGCAUGCGCAGCGUAUCGGCUACGGAAGGUCGAAGCUGGUCACCGAGCACAUCACCCGCAAUGCCAUGCGCCAGACGGGUAUGCAGUCCCGGGUUCUGAGAAUCGGUCAGCUUGGUGGUGAUACCGCCAGCGCACAAUGGAACGAGACGGAGGCGAUAGCACUCAUGUUCCGCAGCGCAUUGACAACAGGCGCAUUGCCCCGAUUGGAUGAGCGGCCGAGCUGGCUUCCAGUUGAUCAGUGCGGACAAGCAAUCACGGAUCUUGCGAUGAAUGUGGAUUCUGCAUCGGCGGAUGUCGAUCUGGUUUAUCAUCUGGUCAAUCCGCAGACAUUCAGCUGGGCGGAUGACUUGCUGCCGGCUCUGAAGAAGGGCUGUGCAUUGCCGGACUUCGAAGUUGUGUCUCCGCAGGAAUGGCUCCAAAGGCUUGCAAGUAGCGAGCAGGAUCCGGAGAAGAAUCCGAGUAUCAAGCUUGUUGAUUUCUGGCAUUCGAAGUAUGCGGCUGCCACUCAGACUCAGGAUCAGAACCAGGUGCAUGGGAAGAGAGGUUCUGGGUUGGUUUUUGAGUCUGGGCGUACGAUCCUGGAUACCCCAUCCCUAGCCCUUGUUAAGGACCCUGUGAGUGGAGGGCUGAUCCAGCGGUAUGUUGAGGCUUGGAUGAAGAGGUGGACUGGUCAAUAG
This is a messenger RNA of Penicillium nucicola, 3237 nucleotides long. RefSeq lists its product as uncharacterized. Bases 1 to 3237 code for a protein of 1078 amino acids. The record is from RefSeq and is a predicted model, not a curated record. The transcript is spliced from 2 exons. NCBI's taxonomy places the organism in Eukaryota, Fungi, Ascomycota, Eurotiomycetes, Eurotiales, Aspergillaceae.